UCUGUCUGUCCGAGUUGGGGGUUCUCCGGAGGCUUUCUCCGCGGCAUUUCCGCGAGAAGAGGGCAAGGUUUUUUCGCGAGGAAAGACUGUCGGAGCAGCGCCACCGCACGCAGCGAGAGGGCAGUUGCUGACUCUGCAGAACAAGAGAUGUCUCGUUCUGGGUUUCUGCGGAAGUCGAGACUUCUGGAGGGAAACGCGCUGGCCGGAAGGCGCCGGCAUAUCUUUUGCAUGCGAACUUUUUUGUGUGCAAGGCGCUGCGGUCUUCGACUCCGGCAUCGAAAUCAGUCCGAGAGUUGGAGGCAAAAAAGUCCGGGUCACUCCACAGUUUUAACAAAGAAGAGGCGAGUCAGGAACGCAGAUUUCUGGACUUCUGCGUGUAUCUGUUCUUUCUCGACCUCCGAGAGUUUCGUGUGCAGAACUCGAGACUCGGCCAUACAACAGGCAUCGAGCGGCAGACCUCCCUUUUCUUCUCGUCUGUCUUCUCGCGACCCUCUGUUCCCUUCAGCAGACGAAACAGAAGACGUGCAUCUUUUCAGAGGCGGGAGAACGAGAAACGAUUCUGCAGCAAGAACAGCCCAAGAACGCGACUUCCCUGCGUCUCUGGUGGCCAUGUUUUUUGAGUCAAACGCGCUGAGAAGCCUUCCUCCGUCUCGCCUGUGACUGCUUUCCUGUCCGUCCAAUCUCUGAGACGCUCGGCAGAAGAGAAAGCGGCCCUCGCGCCUGAACAUUAUAAUCCGGAGGCCUCGCGCUGUCCACUUGUCUCCGGCUUCCCUUUCCCUGAGGUCACCCUGUUCUCCGGUUGUCCGGGGGCGCAUGCAGCGGCAGACCCUGCGCGGUCAAGGCACCUCGUUUACCUCUCGGCUUUGUCAAGUUUGUGGUUUCUCGUUGCUCGGUGUUCGGCUGUUCGCCGCAGCAACGUUCACUCUCGAGAUACGGCGACUCGCGCGUCUUUUCAGGUCCGGAACUCAGCUUUUCUCCUUUCUCCCGAAAACGCCUUCGAACUCCUCGCUGUCCACCUACGCGCCUCCAGGGAGUUCGCAGUGUCUGUACACCUGAGGCAACCGAGAAAGACGAGAGAGUCACCUUCUCUGUUCCCCGUUUCUCCUUGCCGCAUUCGAGAGACGAGAAUACUUCCCAUCCUUUGUCCGUGUUCUUUCCUUGUCUUUUUUUGUCUUUUCUUGUCUUUCUGCUUUCGGUGUUUCCUCUUCUGGAGUUUUCCAGCAUUUCUGGGUCUCCCUUCUCCCCUCAGCUCUCCCUACGCUCAACCUCUCGGCAGCGAUGACGUCUUAUUCUUUGUCGCCAGUGCAGGCCAAUUUUGAUGGUGGCUUUCUCGAAGACGACAGCGAAGCUUCGUUCCUCAACGAAUACGCGGUCGCCGACGCAGACUUCCCUCUGGGUCGGCCCCGUGCGAACUUCCAGCCUCCAGAGAGCCAUUUGCUGCCGACAACGAAUCCACUUCGUUUGCCGGUCUUGAGCACUUCGCGAGAGGACGCGAACAAGUCGCCUGCAGCCUCUCUCUCUGAUUUUGCGGCCGUCUGUCGAGGGUCUCAGAGAGGUCCUGGCGCGUCUGCGGUCGACGGCAAUGCUGUGGGUCGGAAAGCGAGCAGCUGCUUCCUGAACGAAGAUGACUGCUUUCUCCGAGAAGAAGCCACGCUGCUUCAAGGCAAAGCGAAAACAACGCUCUCGCCUUUCUGUCCCGUCGACGCUGGAGCACACAGGGCGCUUCCGGAUCGCCUGGCGCCUGCCGAGGUCGUCACCGAGUUCGAGGCGUUUUCUGAGGCCGGGCAAGAGAGAAGAACCGACGUCAAAAUGCAGGAUCUGCAUGCGCGAGGAGGCGCCGACGGCGGGGCGCAUGCAGACUCUCAGCACUGCCUGGAACAACAGACGUUGCCGCGCGCGGAACGGACCGCUGCUCUCGGCGCUGUCGAGCCUGCGGGAGCGGAGAAGGCAAUGCGGAGUGCAGCGCCAGGGAGGAGAGAAGAGACCGGCGAAACGUCGGCGUCUUCGCGCCAUAACGAGGAAUUUGGGGACGUCUUCUUCGGAGAAGAUGGACACCGAGGAGACGUCCAAGAAAUCUCGAGGGGUCCGCAGACAAACCGCGACGACGCUGACCGCGGACGGAGUGUAUGUACACUCGCCAGCCAAACGGGGGGGGGCGGCGGUGCGCGCAGGGAAACGCACUGUUCGCCUGGGCUGGAUUUCGGCCUGCAACUUCCUCCGCAGCACUCCGAGAAGGAACGCGCGUCGAAUGAAGAGGCCUACGAAGACGAAGAAGAGGAAAUCUGUCUCCAGCCUGGCCCACUGCUUUCCGCGAGACACGCCGGCCUCUCUCCCCAGCUGUCUCCCAGGUGUAUGUACACCCAAGGAGCCUUGCCGGCGGCGGCCGCGAGGUCCGCUGUCGAGCGAGUGCCUCCGUCGACUUCAAGCGGGCAAGGUCGACGAAAGCAGGAGGGGCGAGUCCAGGCUUUUGAAAAAACAGAGGGUGCCUCUGCAGAGACAGAAGCGUCUUUCGCUCCCCUCUUUUCCGUACCUGCGGACGCCUCCAACGUGAGCGCGAGAACUACAUUGUUGGGUCGCUCUUCCUAUGUCCACUUUGGAAAGGGAAGUCGUUACGCGUCUCCUGCUCAACGACACGGGGAGGCUCCGUCGUUGUCUCUCUCAGCUUUCUCUCUCGUGCAGUGGAGAGAGGCGCUGUCGAUUGUCGCGAAUCGACUCUACUACUCGCGCUUCACAGCUUAUCUCUACCUCUUUGUCUUUCUCCUCAACGCCUGGGUUCUGCUUCGUUGUCUCACGCUCUCCGUCGUCAACGUCUGGGUCGUCGCCGCUGAAGUCUUCGUCACCUUCAUGCUUCUUCUCGAGGUAUCCCUGCGCGCGCUCGUGGUGGGACGCGCGUUUUUCUUCAAAUUCGAAAACCUCUUCGACGUUGCUGUCACCGUCCUCUGCGUCGCGCUGCUCUGUAUUAGCGACGACCUCUGGGGCUCGCUCGCGGACCGCGACCGCCCGCCCCCAGAAGAAGUCGACGACAUCUUCAGACAGUCUCUCACUGCUUUCCGGUUCUCUACUCAGUUGCUUCGGAUGGUCACCAUAGCGCUACAUCAAAAGCGAUCACAGCUUCCCUCUGACGACGUCGACUUUUCCUAUUUGGAGGCGCAGGCGCGAGCGCCUCAUGACGACGGACUUUGACGAUCAUCUCCCUCUCUCAACACGCGCAAGAAGUCGAACAUUCCGAUGGCAUUUCUCCGUGGAUCUCUUUUCACACACAAGGGUAUAUAUAUAUAUAUAUAUAGCUAUACAUGCAUAUAUAUAUAUAUAUGUACAUUCGUGUCGUCCAGGCGUAUGUACAGGUGACACCGGUGUCCAGGGACGAGGUAAGAGGUUUUCUUUUCCGACAGUAUCGGCCUUCUGCAGUUGACACGCAGCGUUCGCUGUAGUUGUCCGUGCUACAGCACAUGUCUCCUCUUUUUCAGACUUGAUCGAGAGUCUUCAUCCUCUCUGUCUCGUCUGUUUUUCGCUCUUACUGCCAUCCGUUCCGCGGCUUUUUCUUUCGAGGCCUGCAUCCGCGCGAGAGUCGGCGCUCUCAAGGGAAGACUCCCGCCUCAGUCUCUCAUGCCCCCCGCUUUCUGACAGCUUUGAUUUCCUCUUUCCUGACAGCUUUGAUUUCCUCUUUCUUUUCUUGUCCCGACGCCUCGUCCGUGACCUCUCAUCGCAGAGAAGGUCGUCGUGUGUGUCUCCUCUCUUGUGCAAGUCUGGCGCGCCUGAGGCGGUGUUUUCCGGUCUCUGUCGAUCUUUUAAAGGGCACUGCUCUGCAUGCGCCUGGGAAGAGCAGUGUGUGGUUUGUCCUCUGCAUGAGCGAACUCCAAAGAGAUUCGAGAAUUCAACUCGUUCGCUGGCUGAAUCGUGUCUCCUCACUGCCUCUCGAACAGCUCAACUUCUUGUGGCUCUCCGUUCCAGUUUCGCCAGCAAGCGACACCGCCCUUCGUCGCCCGGCGGGCAUGUGCAUGCGGGGUGUUCAGCACCUGAGCUUGUUGCCUUUCAUCCUCGC
Molecule: messenger RNA, 4042 nt
Organism: Toxoplasma gondii ME49
Lineage: Eukaryota; Apicomplexa; Conoidasida; Eucoccidiorida; Sarcocystidae
Exons: 3
Coding region: 1279-3183 (634 amino acids)
Source: RefSeq, a predicted model, not a curated record